AUGAAAACAAUCGGCAUAAUCGGCGGAAUCGCCUGGCCCAGCACCCUAGUCUACUACAAAACCAUAAACGAAUACUUCAAGACACGAACAAAGACCAACGGCCUGCACACGCCAAAUCUCAUCCUCACGCAGACAGACUUCGCCCUUAUCGAACGCGCCCAGACACAAGGGGACUGGGACGAAGUCGGCCGUCUACUCACGAUCGAGGCAGCAAAGCUUAAACGGGCCGGUGCGGACUUCCUUCUCUUAGCGUACAAUACUGAACAUACGGCGGAUGCAUAUAUCACCCGGCAUGCGCAGUUGCCUAUGCUUCAUAUUGUUGAUGCGGCGGCGCAGCGCGUCGUUGCUAGGGGCGUUACCACGGUUGGAUUGUUGGGGAGUCGGUAUACCAUGACUGGGUCUUACUUUGUAGGAAGGCUGGAGGAGAAAUACGGGCUUAAGGUAUUGGUUGCGGAAGGGGAGCAUGAGAUGAAUGUCCACAAUGCGCUUUAUCAGGAGCUUGCGAAGAAUGUCUUUCUUCCCGAAACACGGGCUAGGUUAAGAGCUGCUAUUGCGCAUUUGGUUCAGCAUGGUGCGCAGGCUGUUAUCCUAGGGUGUACGGAGUUUGGGAUGUUGGUGGGCCAGGAGGAUAGUGCUGUGCCUGUUAUUGAUACCAGUAUAGUCCACGCUGAAGCGGCGGUUGAGGUUGCACUGGACGGUGAUACAGUUAUACCAGAAUGA
Messenger RNA from Aspergillus puulaauensis, 720 nucleotides. Its product is annotated as aspartate/glutamate racemase family protein. Lineage: Eukaryota; Fungi; Ascomycota; Eurotiomycetes; Eurotiales; Aspergillaceae. The record is from RefSeq and is a predicted model, not a curated record. The transcript has a single exon. Gene Ontology annotation, molecular function: amino-acid racemase activity. The coding region runs from base 1 to 720 and encodes 239 amino acids.